Messenger RNA from Fomitopsis serialis, 1298 nucleotides. RefSeq lists its product as uncharacterized. Gene Ontology annotation, cellular component: endoplasmic reticulum membrane; dehydrodolichyl diphosphate synthase complex. The transcript is spliced from 5 exons. The record is from RefSeq and is a predicted model, not a curated record. Lineage: Eukaryota; Fungi; Basidiomycota; Agaricomycetes; Polyporales; Fomitopsidaceae. Bases 1 to 1011 code for a protein of 336 amino acids. Gene Ontology annotation, molecular function: ditrans,polycis-polyprenyl diphosphate synthase [(2E,6E)-farnesyl diphosphate specific] activity.
AUGUCCUGGCUGGCAUCGUUUGCUCUCGCCAUUUUCCAUGCUCUGUAUUGGCUUGUGACUACUGCGAGGCGCCUCUUGACUAUCGCGGACCAACCACAACCUCUCAAUGCCCUGAGACAGAAGCUUCCCUCGCACUUGGCCUUGCUCUUGGUUGCAGAACACCACCGUGACAGCGAUGCAACCGAACAGCUCAUGGUCGAGAGUGUGGAGAAAGCGGUAACGUGGUGUCGUGUUGCAGGAAUCAACAGGCUGACGGUGUAUGAUCGUGAAGGGCUUCUCAGCACACUAUCUUUAGACAUACGGAAACGCCUAGUGAAACACUCUGUCACUCCUUCAACCGAUUCUGACCUGGAAACCGAGAUCGAGUUCCCCCUCACGCCUCCGUCGUCGGACGACUCGGAUUCAAGACCGUUAUCUCCUGACUCCGAAGUUUCGCCAUACAAGCUCAACGUUACAAGCGUGCAAAUACCUGGGCAUGCAGAGAAGGGCAGGAGAAAGAUGCUCGGUGUCAAAUCGACGGCGCGGCGUCGUCGCGCGACUCGUGAAUUCAGCGAGUCAAAGCCCACUCCCUUUACAUUGCAUAUCCUCAGUCGGAAGUCAGGGAAGCCUGCCAUCGCCGAGACGAUCUGCAGGCUACUCUUCGGACCGCGCGAAGAGCGAUCGACAGCCAGCGCCAUCGGAAGCCGAGCUUACCUCCUUCCUAGAAGGUUGCAUCCACCGUUCCUCCAAGAUGCAUCGUACUUAUACAUCCCCUCAGGGAAUAAUGGUUUCCCCGAGCCAGAUUUGAUGCUCGUCCACCGUAUACAUGCGAGCAACACCAGCGACCUAGAACUUCAUGGAUUCCCUCCGUGGCAGAUCAGGCUCACCGAGUUUGACGAGUACAAGCCUCUGGACUCAACCUGGCAUCGUUGGGGUCACCACAGUCGCUCACCUGGCAGGCCGCUGGAUGAGACUGAGUUCAGACGGGCACUCGAUACGUAUGCCGCUGCAGAGAUGCGGUUAGGCAAGUAGUGUGCCGCGUUAGCCUCACGCCUAUCUUGUACGAGGUCGAUUGACCCAGCUGUCUCCAUUAUCGAGAGUGUAACGGAUAAUCUUGACUGGAAAAGUAUGUAGACGCGAUUGUACUCUCUGUCCCGGGAUAGGCCCUGGCGCAGACACGACGUCUUCGGAAGACCGGCAUAUCGUUACGUGCCUUGGUGGGCGGUAUGGAUUCUUCUGCGUCGCUCCAGGCUAAUCUUUUUCUUAGUAGGCGCGCUCCCUGGUUGAUAUUCAGAGCGGUGUUGCAUCUUCCUAUUCCC